AUCGUUUGAUUCGCAGCGCACUUAAAACCAAUCUGCAUGCCAGGCAACCCUACGCUUGCCGGAGCCGCGACUGUUGCGCCUACUUCCGUAGUUGUUCUGCGCAAACAGGAUUCGCUUCCUUGAUUUGAUUCACUCGAUUGAUUGAGGCUAUUUCUGUUGGCAUAACAUGUCCGCGACAGCACAGUCUCUUUCCGCACUGCGGAGGGCCGGUGGGCUGCUGAACGCUCGCGGGCUAUCGGCGCUGGCGAGCAGGUCGGCCCGCGCGUUCUCAAGCCCCAGCGCCGCUGCUUCCGCUCAGUCCUCGGACGACAGCGCUGCGCCCCCCAAGAUCGUGGUGUUCGGCGGCCGCGGCUUUGUGGGCUCCAACGUGUGCCAUGAGGCCUUCAAUGCCGGGUACAGCGUGCUGGGCCUCAGCCGCGCAGGCACGCCGCCGCUGGCGAGCGGGCGCUGGGUGGACGGCGUGUCGUGGGCCCGCGGCAACGCCCUGGAGCCCGCCACCUACACAGAGCACCUGCGGGGCGCGGCGGCAGUCAUCAGCUGUGUGGGCGGGUUCGGCAGCGCAGAGGAGCAGCUGCGGACCAACGGCGCCGCCAACGUGGCCCUGAUUGAGGCGGCCAAGGUGGCGGGCGUGCCGCGCUUCGUGUUCAUCUCCGCAAACAUCCCCAAUGUGCCUGGCAUUGAGGCGCUCAUCGGCGGCUACAUCCGCGGCAAGGCCGCCGCCGAGGAGGCCCUGCGCGCGCACUACCCCGGCACCGGCGUGGCGCUGCGCCCCGGCGUCAUCUACGGCGACCGCGCCGUCAGCACCAACAUCACGCUGCAGCUGGGCCUGGUGUUCAAACCGCUGGAGAUGCUGCUGCAGAGGCUGGGGCCGGAGACGGCGGCGCGGAUGGCGGCGGUGCCGCUGGUGGGGGCCGCGUUCGUGCCGCCGGUGUCGGUGGAGACGGUGGCGCGGGCGGCGGUGCGUGCGGCGGUGGACCCGAGUGUGCCGGGCGGCGUGAUCGAUGUGUGGGAGCUGGAGGCGGCGGCGCAGAGGAUGGGGGCGCAGUAGGCGGAGAAGCGGGGUUGGAAGAGCGGUGCUGGAAGAGCGAAGCCGACGGAAGGGCGGCUGGGGCGAGGCUGGGUAUGGUCAAGUGGGCGGGUGCCGGUGGUGGUGGCCUAGUUGGGUGCACUGGCACAUGCUAGUUGCAGCCCCUGAGCUGAUCGCUCGUUCAAGUAGUUAUUGUUGGUGUGCGUUGCAUUGUCGCGUCGAGGUGUGUGUUGUUUGAUGCAUGUGCGCGCAUGCUGCUGAAAUCUGAUCGUGCCGAAGGCGGCGCUUGCAGGGGUGCGGGGUGGCCAGCCUGUAAUCGUGCGGAGCU
Molecule: messenger RNA, 1355 nt
Organism: Chlamydomonas reinhardtii
Lineage: Eukaryota; Viridiplantae; Chlorophyta; Chlorophyceae; Chlamydomonadales; Chlamydomonadaceae
Exons: 6
Coding region: 167-1048 (293 amino acids)
Cellular component (GO): mitochondrion
Molecular function (GO): protein-containing complex binding
Source: RefSeq, a predicted model, not a curated record